UCAUUUCUUUCAAUUAGAUACCGUCCCGGUGCCGUCGAGAUCUUCCCAGCAACACGAACAACACGCAACGCAUCGCUCAGCUUAAUGCUCUUUUCUUGAUCCUCCUUAUAAGACUCCUAUUUUAAAGCUUGCUAAUUCCGAUUUUUCUUUCCAUUCUGUUUUACUUGUAUCGCCAAAAUCAAAUCAAAGGAUUCCGAUCCUUUCCCUCCACCCAUUGCCUGUGUGACACCCGGUUCCAGCCAACGCCGACCGUCCGCAGUCGUCGCAGCAGCGAGCAAUUCGAUCAAUAUUAUGACAGAGGGCACCGCGCCGACAGUUGAAUGUUUAGAUAACACACUGCACGGACUGAACGAACAGCAGGAGCAGCAGCAGCAGCAACAGGAAGAGGAGCAGCAACCACAACAGGAAACGCCGGAACAGGAGCUCGGAACGGUCGGUGUACGUAUCGAGGUCACGAGUGCGGCAGGUUCUUCCGUCGAGCUAGUCGCGAUCGGCAAGGAGCAGGAACAGUCCAGGGACGGCCAACAGCAAGCAGUCGCCAUGUCGCAAAGCACAAAGCAGGUGUCGAAAGCGGACAAAAACCUGCCCGAGCGCGGGUCAUGGGGAUCGAAGCUCGACUUCAUCCUGUCGGUGGUUGGGCUGGCGAUCGGGUUGGGCAACGUGUGGCGAUUCCCGUACCUGUGCUACAAGAAUGGUGGCGGCGCGUUUUUGAUACCGUACUUUGUCACACUGUUCCUGGCCGGCAUACCGAUGUUCUUUAUGGAGCUGGCGCUCGGUCAGAUGCUGACGAUCGGUGGGCUGGGUGUGUUUAAGAUUGCACCAAUAUUCAAAGGAAUCGGUUAUGCAGCGGCCGUAAUGUCGUGUUGGAUGAACGUGUACUACAUCGUCAUCCUAGCGUGGGCCAUAUUCUACUUCUUCAUGUCGUUACGUGCAGACGUACCUUGGCGCACGUGUGACAAUGCGUGGAACUCGAUCAACUGCGUCAAUCCGUACGAUCGCAAGGAUCUGCUCUGCUGGGAAACGAUCGGUGUGAAUGGUACGCUGACCAAGAUUUGCUCGCUAAACUCGAACAACGUGUCCAUGAGCGAUUUGGCCGAUCCGGUUAAGGAGUUCUGGGAACGCCGCACGUUGAUGAUCUCGAGCGGUAUUGAUCAGGUUGGUUCGAUCCGCUGGGAGCUGGCCGGAACGCUGCUGCUCGUCUGGAUCCUGUGCUACUUCUGCAUCUGGAAGGGUGUGAAAUGGACUGGCAAGGUCGUGUACUUUACCGCCCUGUUCCCGUACUUCCUGCUCACGAUCCUGCUGAUCCGUGGCAUUACGCUGCCGGGUGCCUUCGAAGGUAUCAAGUUCUACGUGAGCCCGAAUGUUUCAAAGCUAGCCGAAUCAGAGGUAUGGAUCGAUGCAGUGACGCAGAUCUUCUUCUCGUACGGUCUCGGCCUGGGAACGCUGGUCGCGCUCGGUAGCUACAACAAAUUCAACAACAAUGUGUACAAAGACGCACUGAUUGUGUGUACGGUCAACUCGAGCACCAGCAUGUUUGCCGGGUUUGUGAUCUUCUCCGUCGUCGGCUUUAUGGCGCACGAGCAGCAGCGCCCCGUCGCUGAAGUGGCAGCAUCUGGGCCGGGUCUCGCUUUCUUGGCCUACCCGUCGGCCGUGUUACAGCUGCCGGGCGCACCGCUCUGGUCAUGUCUGUUCUUCUUCAUGCUGCUGCUGAUCGGUCUCGACUCACAGUUCUGCACGAUGGAGGGCUUCAUUACGGCCGUGAUUGACGAGUGGCCGCAUCUGCUGCGCAAGCGUAAGGAGAUCUUCAUUGCGAUCGUGUGUAUGAUCAGCUACCUGGUCGGUUUGACGUGUAUUACGGAGGGUGGUAUGUAUGUGUUCCAAAUUCUCGACUCGUAUGCGGUCAGUGGCUUCUGUCUGCUGUUCCUGAUGUUCUUCGAGUGCGUCUCGAUCUCGUGGGCGUACGGUGUGGACCGUUUCUAUGACGGCAUCAAGGACAUGAUCGGCUACUAUCCGCUGUCGUGGUGGAAGUUCUGCUGGGUCAUCACCACUCCUGCCAUCUGUGUCGUAAGUAGCAAUGUGAAAAGGGAUUAGCUUUUUCGUGGUAACGCCUUGGGGGGAUGUGAGUGUAUUUGUGUGCACGAGGAUUGAGUGAAUGAGUUAUUAUAGAGCUUUCCCUGCAGUUCGGAUGUUCUUCCAUGCUGAAUCAACGACGCGGCGAAAGGUAAUUGGAUGUUAUCGAGCGGGAUGGGUAAUGUAAUGCAAAAUGGGAGCGAUAUUGAUUUCUUUUCAGAAUGUUCACGAUCUGGAACAGAGGGUGGCGCUUUUAAAGUCUAACGUGACGU
Anopheles coluzzii is the source of this 2342-nucleotide messenger RNA. RefSeq names its product sodium- and chloride-dependent GABA transporter 1-like. Gene Ontology annotation, cellular component: membrane. Bases 292 to 2091 code for a protein of 599 amino acids. The record is from RefSeq and is a predicted model, not a curated record. Gene Ontology annotation, biological process: sodium ion transmembrane transport. The transcript is spliced from 7 exons. Lineage: Eukaryota; Metazoa; Arthropoda; Insecta; Diptera; Culicidae.